This is a messenger RNA of Rotaria sp. Silwood2, 258 nucleotides long. The record is from the annotation of a GenBank genome assembly. Lineage: Eukaryota; Metazoa; Rotifera; Eurotatoria; Philodinida; Philodinidae.
AUGAAUCGUCUUUGUCUACUUAGUGCUUCAAUGAAAAUAGUCAGUUUUAUUAGUAAAAUAUCUGAAACACUAGGUUUUGCUCCUGCAGAGUAUAUUCAACGAAAUAGUAGACAUAUCUUAAAGAAAUUAAAACCAACUGAAGUUAAUAUUAAUUUAAAAAUUGAAGAUACAACUAUUGAAGAUAUUCCUGUACGUAUUUAUUCUCCAUUAAAUUUAUAUGAUGAUAAGACAGAAGAUCUUCCAGCUAUUAUUCUUUAA